Messenger RNA from Nezara viridula (southern green stink bug), 5551 nucleotides. The record is from the annotation of a GenBank genome assembly. Lineage: Eukaryota; Metazoa; Arthropoda; Insecta; Hemiptera; Pentatomidae.
CUUUUCUAUAAAGCUGCUGAAGCACAAGGGGCCACCAGAUGCUGUCAAAGUUGGAUUAUAUGUAUAGAGUAACAUGAAAAGUCACUCCUCUCUGUUUAACAUCUAAGCUUACUAUCAACAAGACAUCGCCGGUUCCCUUGCCAAUAAUUUAGAAAAGUAUAAAUUAAAUCUAUAUAACACUUGUUUCUUUCAAUAAGAAGAUAAAAUAAUGAAUUUUUAGAUUGUUUCAUUAGGUAUAUUUAGUACAUACCAACUUAUCGCUCAAUUUAAACUUAUUUAAAUUCCAAAUACAUUAGAGAGAUCAUUGUAAAUAGUGUUAAGUAAUACAAAAAAGUCUCACUGAAUUUGAAACUGCUUAACAUAAAAAAAAAAAGUGUUUUCUUUUGCAAUAAAAUAUUCUAUUAGUUAUAAACAUUUGAAGAUAAAUCUGAUAAUAAACAUCUGAGUCAUGAAAAUCAGAUCAACAUUGAGUCAGCAGCAUUCCUUCAAAUUAAAAAAAACACAUCAACUCUGUUAUUAUAACUAAAUGAUUACAAAAAUUCUAGUCUGGUGAACAGAACCUUUUUAUCACAUUAUUAACAUCAAUCUAAAACUUUUUGAAAGGCUUCAUAUUUUCAUGACCUACAACUUUUGUAUUAUAUGUUCUCAAUCAGAUUAGUAAACAUAGUCUAUUUAAUUAUAGUAAAAACUCAUGAACACCCAUUUGUUUUCCACUAGAAUCACAAAUAAUUUGAUCACAGAAUCAAGAAAAAAAAGGUAGCCUACAAAAAUAUUGAGGUGUUUGUGUUAUAAAACCUAGUUAUUUUGCUGAUAUCCACCCCAACUAAUCAAAAUACGUUAUUUAGAUCAGAUGGCACAAAUUUUUGUAGGCCACAUUUUCAGAAUCUCAUCAAAUUAUUUCAUGAUCCAGAUAGAAAGUAAAUGGGUAUUCAUGGGUUUACUGAUUGAUUAGUGCCUCAUUAAAUUAAUUUAAUAAACAACCAAACCAUUUCUGAUAUUUUUUAAAACAAAAAAGCGAUUGGUUAGGAUAAGAUUAAAGUCAUUCAGGAAAUAUUAGAUGGAUGUUACGAAUUUUAUAAAAAGGGAUCUAAACUGCAAACUAUUCUUUUGUAUAUAAAAAUUACAAAUUAUCAACUAAAGGAAGACAACUUUGUUAAAGGACUAGGAAAUAAUAACAAAAUAUUAUAGAUGAAAAGUUUAUUAAACUUACAUUUUCCCAAAAAAAUACUACAAAACUAUGACAUUCAGUCAACUCGAAUUGGUGAGGUAACUUUGGUAAUAAUCUGAGAAAUACUUUCUCAAUAACUAAUACAAUAAUAAAGUGAAAUAUUUAUUAAACAACAAAAUUGGAAAUAACAUUCUUAGAACUAGGGAAAGAAAACUGAAAACAUUAAUAAUGAAUACAACUGACCACAGCCAGGAAUUUAAGACAUAUCAAAGUAAAUAAUCUUCAAAAUGGCUAUCAUGAUGCUAAGGCUAAAAGUUCUAGAAAGUUUGACAAACUAUUACUACUAAAGAAGAAUGGAAAAAACAAAAACAAAAAUUCAUCCUUUUUUUUGUUAAGAUGAAUUGAGUUGCUUGUCGAGCAUGUAAAUUCCAAGUCCUUCCUUGACACGACGAACAUUAGUGAGCAGAUCUCCAAGAGAUUUAAUUGAGUCAACUUGUUCUUGCAAGAAUUCAUUUUCGAUAAAAUCACAGAGGUUAGCAUCUCCAUGAGAUGAUGCAACACCAUGAAGAUUCAACAAGCUCUAUAAAAUAGAAUUAUUAUUUUAUUAAUUAGUUUAAUAUGGUUUGUCAUCACGGAAAAAAUAUUACAAUUAAAAAACAAGCAUAUUGAUGAAAAUAUAUACUAAAUAUGAAAUAAUAAUUCCUCGGUUUUAGGGACAAUUAAAGUGAGGAGUUACUCUUGGAAUAUUAAAGAUCUCAAUUACAUAAUUCUUGACUAAGCAAUGAUUCUUAAAAUUUGUAUUCAAACCAGACAAAUAUCCACACCAUAAAUUCAUCAUUAUCUAGUUUCACACCUGAUCCUCUCUGAACAAUUUAAAGGAGCACCAGGAAUUCUACCAUGAUGUGAAAAUAAAAAUAUUUAUGUUUGAAUUAUUUAGAAGCAUUAUAAAAUUCUAAAGAACCUAAAUAGCCAUUAAUUAAUAAACAGGAGUUUAUAAUUAUCAUUGCUUAAAGGUCAUGAUGCCUAAGCAAAGGAAGAGCCCUAAAACAGCAUCAGCUAAUUCAGGAGAUUCAAUGUAUCGGACAAAUAAAGGAUGAUAUAUAAAUGCAUAUGUAAUUAUCUUGACAGCUAUAAAUUCAAACUAAGCCAGUUAAAUAAAAUAACAAAUUCAAAAGACUACUGACAUUAAAAAAAUCAAUAAAAUUUAGUUAUUUUUUUUCUAAUCUCGGUACCCAAGUCAUUAUUUUAAUUUUUAUUAUCUGAGAGGAUUGCACUGCUAAUUAUUAAAUAAAUAAUUAUAAUUAACAUAAUGCCAUAUGGAAUUUCAAUAAAUAAAGAUCAAAUUUGAAAAAUAAUCACAAAAAAAGAAAAAUAUGAGUACAAAAUGCAUUCAGUAAUUUCUUUGUAAAAUCAAUUUCAAAUGAUAUAAAAUUAUAAUGUAAUUAUUAAUAAGAAUUAUUCAACCAAUGUAUUAAUAGAGAUAUUCUGAAUAUGUUAAAAUUCCUUUCUCCUUCUUUGAUUGUAAACCUCGUACCAAACUCUAAUUACACUUUUUAAUUUCAAAAUUACUUUUUAAAAAUUAAACAUCUUCAAGAUGCUGAGUAUUUCAUAUUACUUAGUUAAUCUAAUAUUAGAAAGUCAGAAUUAAAUAGAUCAAUAAUGUCAACAAAUAAUAAACAGACAUAUAAAUAGAAAGAAUUUACUGUGUUGUCCAUCAUGACAAAUAAAAUAAACUGAUCACCGGUAAAUAGUUUACUAUUUGAUCACUUCAAUAAUUCAUCAUUUUUUAAAUAUUAUUAACAUAUUUACCAUAUUAACAUCUUUCUCAAGCUGAAGAGAUGCUUCGACAGCUUUCUCAGCAGAUCCCCAGUCAUUUGUACUUGGAGCAGCAAUUGGAGAAAAGAUAACUCUUCCUCCUCUUUUGUUUAAAUAAGUCAUCAACUUCAUUGCAUGUUCUCUUUCUUCCUCAGAAGCAUGCUUGAAAUAUUUUGUGAAACCUUCUAAAGCUACAUCAUCUCUAUCAAAAUAAUAAGCCUGUAAGAAGAUCAAAACAUUGUUAAUAAUAGAUCUAGAAACUGUAUUGUGAGUAAUGUCAAAAUUGCGCAUUUAUUUACGUACCAUAGACAUGUAAGCAUAGCUGGCAAAUAGUUCCAUAUUUAUUUGUUUGUUGAUAGCCUCUUCAGAGUCAGCAUGGAAAUUUUGGCGUACUUGAUUGGAUGCCAUUGUAGAUGUGUUAAUAAUUGUAGAUCACACUGGAUACUGACAAUUAUUCGAGAAAGCGUAAGGACUGAUAUACCUUACCAAUUGGUGACGGGUUCUGAUGACAAUCCUUGUGCAACAAUAUAUAUAGUUCCACUAGUGACCUUGUUUAGAAGAUAUGGAGUAGUGGUGGGGAGGAGAGGGAAUUUCAAACUCUUUCUAACUUUAAUCUCAAGAAACGUUAUCUUUCCUUGAAUUGAACCCGUUAGAAGUAAUAUUAAUCGUUUCUUAUAUUUUUUACAGAAUUUGUACUAUGUUUUACAAUUAAUAUAAAUUCAUUUUUUAAGUUUAUUAAUGGUUUGAAUUUGGGAUUUAAAAAAGAAGAGGCACUGCUAUCUGGCGAUUUUCGUCUGCAAUUCAAAGGGCCCCCAUGGGUUCAAGUUUUGAAAUCCGAAUAUUUUGACAAUGCCAAUUAUAGGCUUAAACAAAUGUAUAUUUAUAUUUUUCGACAUUUUUUAUGUCUCUCAAGCAAUUACACACUGGGUCGUUACCGAAGAAGGCCGGAUUCAAGCACAAUUAGACUCAGUGUUUCGACUCAAGCGACCAUAUGAUUUAGUCGCAUUUUUAAAACAAGAAGAAUUGGUAAAAAAUGUUUCCAAAUACCUGGAUGAGAUGAUUCAACGCAAAAUUGACAUGGAUCAAAAGUGGUCCCGAAUCAGUUCUGCUCCAGAAGUGGAACAUGAAUUAAUGUCAACUGAUACAGAUUGCAUUAAAGCUAAAAAUUCUGCUGAUGACGUAGAUCUUUACAUGAAUGUAUUUGAUCACGCUUCAGAUAAAAUAAUCUACAAGCGGCAAUUACCUGAUGAUAAAAACAUUAAAGGAAAUAUCCACUUGGACUGUAAAAAAAUUUCUCGAUUAGAUUUCAGUAUGGCUACAUUUCCUCACUUGCAGGUCUUGACUCAACCGUGGAACUUGACCUGGCCAAAAGAGCCUGAAAUUAGACUUCCCUUGACUUCUAACCAAAUCGCUUAUGGUCUUUCAAAAAAUAAAACUUCCUGGUAUUUAUAUAAUUUAGCAUCUUUACAUUGGCGGAGUAGAGGAGAGAGUCAAAAGGCCAUUGACUGCAUCAAAAGGGCAAUUCAUUAUGCUCCCAGAGAAUAUAAAGAUACACCAUUAUUAAAUUUGGGUGUAAUGUUACAUCGUGCUCAGUGUACCGCAGAAGCUGCAAUUCUACUUCAUAGUGCAAUAGAUCAUGCGCCUCAUAAACCAUUUGGUCACUUUGUAUUAGCAAAUGUUUAUGCUUUGCUUGGUGAUUAUAACAGGUCUAUUGCCUGCUAUGAUAAUGCAUUAGGAUUAGACCAUAACUGGAAUUUAGUCAGAACUAUGAGGCACAAUAUCCUUUGCCACAGCAAGUUAAAACAGAGACUUCAACAAUUACAAAAUGCUAUACAAGACAUUGUGGAACAGUUGAAGGAAUAUCAAUUUCUUCAAGAAAAGUGGUUAAAGAGUCACGAAGAAAUGAUUCGUCAGCAGGCUCCGAUGAAUCGAUCGUUUUCCGUUAUGUUAACGUCAGCUGCAGAAAAGCAGCUUCAAGAAACAUGUUCUAUUAAAAUUGGCAAAGAAAAUCAAAUUUUAUCAUGUGAUUUAGCUCCUGAUUUUAAAUUAGAUGAACAGAAAAUUGAUACUGAUAUCUUAUCUCUUCAGACAUUACUAUCAAAAGUUGAAGCACAGGCUAAGAAGAUAAGCCAACAAAUAAAGAGACCUUAUUAUGCUAAAGGACGUCCUACCAUUGAUAUUCGUAUCCAACAAAUUGAUGAGACUGAAAAAAUUCAACAAGUGGCUGUGAAUAACAAUUUAUAAUAAUAAGUCAAUUUUAUAUAUUUUUCUUUAUGAUACCCAAGUUCAAUUUUUAAUAAAUUACUUUAUUUAUUUUCUAAAUAAAUGACUUAUUUUUAAUCCUCAAGACACUGAUUCUGCUCUCCAACUGGGUGCCAUUGACCAUCAUCCAUUAUUGCUUAUGUAUUUCACUGAAACUAUUCACCGUUGCAAAUUACUCCUCUCGCAUUGCUAAUUUGUUGCUUUGUAUAGUACCUUUAAAAAUUUUCAAAAUGGUUUUUAUUACUUAUUAUGGUUGUCAGGCUCUUCUGUUAUAAAAGGAAGAGAAAGAUAAGGAAAUAAUAUUUU